UCCCCAAUUCAAAACAAAAGAAAAAAAUUAUAUACACAAAGAUGAUAUUCGAAGAAAGUGAGCUACAAUGGUCAAGAAUCUUUCUUUCUGAAAAAUACCAUUUUCUCUUCUUCCCUUUUCCCAUUCUGAACUUCUCUCCAUCUCUCUAAUUACAAGAUAUGACUUCCUCUUGUUGCCUAAGAAGAGCCAUUACUCCUGAAUUUGUCCUCCUCCAUAGAAACAGAAGUAUAAGCUCAAGUUCUUCUUUCAUUUUGAAGCAACAAAACACAUUUUUAUCCAUUCCCAAACUUCUAAUCAGAGUCAAGAGUGGUGGCAGAUUAAUUCAUCACCCAUCUGCUUCCUUAUCCUCCUAUGCCGAAUCCGAAGGUGAGAAACAACAUACAACUGAUGGGAAAUCUGAAGAAUUGGAUUCACCUGGUAUGGCACAGGCUUUCAACAUAUCUUCCCGCACUGCCUCAGCAAUAUCGAUUUGUAUAGCCUUUGCAGCACUCAGCUUGCCAUUUUUCAUGGGAUCCUUAACUAAGGCAAUUGGGAUUAAGACAAAAAUCCUGUCUUAUGCUACUCUACUGUUUGGAUUCUACAUGGCAUGGAAUGUUGGAGCCAAUGAUGUAGCCAAUGCUAUGGGAACCUCAGUUGGAUCCGGAGCUUUGACGAUUCGGCAGGCGGUUCUGACUGCAGCCAUCUUGGAGUUCUCUGGGGCUUUGUUGAUGGGUACCCAUGUCACCAGCACAAUGCAGAAGGGAAUUCUUGUUGCCAGUGUGUUUCAGGGAAAUGAUACUUUGCUUUUUGCUGGCUUGCUUUCUUCAUUGGCUGCAGCUGGUACAUGGUUGCAGGUUGCUUCAUUUUUUGGUUGGCCUGUUUCUACAACCCACUGUAUUAUUGGAUCCAUGGUGGGAUUCGGCCUCGUUUAUGGUGGUCCUGGCGCUGUUUUCUGGAGUUCACUUGGUAUGGUGAUUUUAUCAUGGCUGAUCUCUCCCUUGAUGGGAGCAUUGGCAUCGUUUCUUGUUUACAAAUGUAUCCGAAGGUUUGUAUACAGUGCACCAAAUCCAGGACAAGCUGCAGCUGCAGCCGCACCGGUUGCUGUCUUCGUGGGUGUGACUGGAAUAUCUUUUGCAGCCUUUCCUCUUAGCAAGAUAUUCCCUUUAGCUAUUGCACAAGCUGUUGGUUUAGGGGCAGUUGGUGCAAUCCUAGUCUAUAGAAUCAUCCAUAAACAGCUUGACCACCUCCUUAACAAGCCCAAAUCAGAAGAACUAUCAGAGGAGGAGGAACUAGCUGCUGAUCAUUCUAAGAAUAUCGGUUUUCUUACAGAAAUAGCAGGUCCGAAAGGAACCCAAUUGGAAAUAAUAUAUGCAGUGUUUGGCUACUUGCAAGUUUUAUCAGCUUGCUUUAUGUCUUUUGCACAUGGUGGCAAUGAUGUUUCAAACGCCAUUGGCCCUCUGGCUGCCGCCUUGUCGAUUCUUCAAGGUGGGGCGACGUCUGGGGCUGAAAUAGUCAUUCCAAAUGAUGUUCUUGCAUGGGGCGGUUUUGGAAUUGUUGCAGGACUUAUGAUGUGGGGGUAUAGAGUGAUUGCAACAAUUGGGAAGAAAAUAACAGAGUUAACGCCAACUCGAGGCUUUGCAGCUGAGUUUGCAGCGGCUUCUGUUGUUUUGUUUGCGUCAAAGUUGGGAUUACCAAUAUCCGCAACUCAUACACUAGUGGGAGCGGUUAUGGGUGUUGGUUUUGCGAGAGGGUUAAAUAAUGUUAGAUCAGAAACCGUGAGAGAAAUUGUUGCUUCUUGGGCAGUGACUAUUCCGGUUGGGGCUACUUUGGCGGUUUUCUAUACAUGGAUCAUGACGAAGUUAUUGGUGAAUAUAAUCUAAGGGGGCCUGUCAAAGUGACUAAAUUGAGGAUGUUGGUGUUGGUGUUGUUAAUUGACAAAACCCGAGAAUAAUUUAUUCACGGCUGAAGAUGAUAACUUAUCGUGACGGGUGGAAAUUGGGUCGUUUUGCACAUUUGUUUCCCUCUAAAUUUUGUAACAAUUCUGAGAUUCAUGUGUUCAAAGGGAAUAACUUCAAAGGUUUGUAUAAUUGCAAACAAUAAUUUUUAACUCUUGAUAAGUUCAACCACAACAAAACAUUGAAUAAGCAAAACAUGCAUAAGCUUGGAUGGUAAGACUUUCAAAUUUUGUUGUUGUUA
This is a messenger RNA of Impatiens glandulifera, 2175 nucleotides long. RefSeq names its product inorganic phosphate transporter 2-1, chloroplastic. The record is from RefSeq and is a predicted model, not a curated record. Gene Ontology annotation, biological process: phosphate ion transmembrane transport. The transcript has 4 exons. Gene Ontology annotation, molecular function: phosphate transmembrane transporter activity. Bases 159 to 1859 code for a protein of 566 amino acids. Lineage: Eukaryota; Viridiplantae; Streptophyta; Magnoliopsida; Ericales; Balsaminaceae. Gene Ontology annotation, cellular component: membrane.